Messenger RNA from Anisakis simplex (herring worm), 420 nucleotides. The record is from the annotation of a GenBank genome assembly. Lineage: Eukaryota; Metazoa; Nematoda; Chromadorea; Rhabditida; Anisakidae.
AUUGAUCGCAGUGAAGCAUUGGAAGUAUUUUGCAGCAGUGAAGCGCUGAAAUGUUGUUGCGAUUUGGAGGAAUUCCGAAUGAAAACAGAGAAUUUUGUGAUUGGAGAUUUGAAGAAGUUAUCGCAACGAAUUAUUUUAGAGACACUUAGUACAGAUUCCGAAUGCAUUCGUUCUGAGUGUGUUGAAAGGGCAUUACGAGAUUUUCGAAAUAUUUCUUCAAAAAUCGAAAAACCUAAUAAUGCUAUAAAAGUGCAGUGGAAUGACGUCGGUGGAAUGCACAAUGUGAAAAAACUGCUUGAGGAAGUUUUUGUAUGGCCCAUCAAGUAUUCGUCAUUGUUCCGUAACUGUGCGAUUCGUGCCGGUAGAGGAGUACUGCUAUACGGAGCGAGUGGUUGCGGUAAGACGCUUAUCGCGAGGGCA